This is a messenger RNA of Crotalus tigris (Tiger rattlesnake), 2538 nucleotides long. It is a transcript of the gene PAQR6, whose product is annotated as progestin and adipoQ receptor family member 6. Gene Ontology annotation, cellular component: membrane. The record is from RefSeq and is a predicted model, not a curated record. The coding region runs from base 465 to 1490 and encodes 341 amino acids. Gene Ontology annotation, molecular function: signaling receptor activity. Lineage: Eukaryota; Metazoa; Chordata; Lepidosauria; Squamata; Viperidae. The transcript is spliced from 8 exons.
GACGAGAGCAUGAUUUAACUGCUUGUAUUUUAGUUUACAGCUUUAUUUCUCAACCUCGGUGACCUUGCGAUGGGUGGACUUCAAUUCCCAGAAUUCCCCAGCCGGCUGGAGAAUUCUGGGAGUUGAAGCCCACCCCUCUCAACAUCAACAACAUGGAGAAACCCUGAGUCAGAGAACAGACACCUUAAUACUUGUGAUAGCGCGCGAUCGGGUUUUUUUUGCGAAAAGGAAAGCCCUGACUGACUAUUCAUUUUAUAAAGAAGAGUGGCAGAGUUGACUUUCCGCGGUGGAGUUAAAACAAGUCACCAAUGCUGAACUGGUUGCAUCCUGCCCCGGAGAAGGUGGGGACCUCCUUCACCAAGCACCAAGGCCCAACGAGAGCGCAUCGCCCGAGGAGACUUUAUUUUGGGGAUACAUAUAUAUGUAUAUACUUUUAAGAAGAAUUCUUCCUCUUAUCACCAGAAAUGCUAACCAUAAAGUUGCCUGAAAUCUUCAGGGUCCAUCAAGUACCUCGGAUUUUCUGGGAAGAAGGCAUCGUGUCAGGAUACCGACACCCCAAAAGUUCUGCCUUGGAUUGCGUCCUCAGCUCCUUCCAACUGAACAACGAAACCGUCAAUAUUUGGACUCAUUUCCUUCCGACUUGGUAUUUCUUAUGGCGGUUUGUGAUGCUCUCCUCUCGCCUGGACUUCUGGAGUGACACCUACAGCUGGCCCUUCCUGGCCUACAUGGCGCUAGUCUGCCUCUAUCCCUUCGCUUCGAGCUGUGCUCACACCUUCAGCACCAUGUCCACCCAUGCGCGACACAUCUGCUAUUUCCUGGACUACAAUGCCCUCAGCCUCUACAGUUUGGGCUGUGCAUUCACAUAUGGCGCCUACGCGAUGCCGGAUCGUUGGGUCAACAGCCUGGGGCACCACUGGUUUGUCCCCAUGGCUGCUAUAAAUUCCUUUAUCUGCACCAGCCUUUCUUGUUAUUCUCGGUUCCUAGAGCUGGAGUGGCCCCGCUGGAGCAAGACCGCCCGGACAGCGGCCUUCGUCUACCCGUUCUUCUUCGACAACAUCCCGCUCUUCUUCAGGCUUUUGUUCUGUUUUGGCGAUGAUUGUACGUGGAAUGACUCCGUGGCCAGUUAUUUCUACCACCUUUUCUUUGCUUUGCUGACCGGCUUCCUCUUCGCGUCGCAUUUGCCGGAACGGCUGGCUCCCGGUCGCUUUGAUUUCAUCGGUCACAGCCACCAGCUGUUCCACAUCUGUGCCGUGGUGGGCACCCAUUUCCAGCUGGAAGCCAUCCUGGACGACAUGAACACUCGACGGACAUGGCUGAGCACUCACACCCCGCCGGCCAUGUUCACCCGUACCUUUGCCGUUCUGGGUGCCACCUUGCUGGGCAACCUCUUCCUCUUUGCCACCUUUGCCGUGGCCCUCUUCCGCUUGCCGGCGUCCAUCCGGAUCCUGCAGGGCAGCCUGGCCGAGUCGGAGGGAUCCAAGGAGAAGUAGCCGCUGGGGGUACCGUGGUGGCUGUUCUGGAAGGCCUGGCCCUGCCAGCUCACCAGUGAUGCCGUCAUACCUCAAGGUUGCCUGGCUGUGGAGGAAAAUGUAACCUGGUGGAGAUGGGGGGGGGUCCCCCUUAGUGCCGUUACCCCAAUCCUGAGCACCUGGACCGUAUGGUUAGCUUGGUGUCUCUCCACACCAGUGUCCUGGGUGCCUGAGUACAGGCAGUUCUCCCUGUACAGGUAGCCUCGACUUACAACGAUUCAUUUAGUGACCCUUCGUGUUACAACGGCACUGAAAAAAAAAUGACUUAGGGUUGUUUUUCACACGGGUGACCCUUCCAGCAUCCCCAGGGUCACGCGAUCAGAAUUCGGAGGUCUCGUAUUUGUGACGGUUGCAGUGUUCUGGGGUCACAGGACAAGCAGGUCAACGGGGAAGUCAGAUUCGCUUAACGAGCAUGCGACUUAACAACUGCACUGAUUCACUCAACAACAAGUGGCAAGAGGGACGUAAAAUGGGACAAAACUCACUUUAACAAACACCUCAUUUAGCGGCAUAAAUGUUGGGCUCCAAUUGUCGUCAGUUGAGGACUCCCCGGCUUGCCACGGUUCAUUUAGUGACCGUUCAAAGUUACAACGGCACUGAAAAAAAAGCGACUUACGGCCGUUUCUCAGAGUUACGACCUUUGCAGCAUCCCCAGGAUCAUUUGACGUCAUCUCGGAAAGCAACCAAAGCGAUGGUAGCAAACAGAAGCUGGAAGCUGCCACACCAGAUGGACCAAGGAUGUGGCUGGAUGGUUGAGGCAGGUUGUAGAGAAAUCUGGAAGAAAAAAACAUCUUCUGGUUGGCCUUCCCUUUGAUCUUUGGAUCAAGAGAGCCACAGUUGUCUAGAGGAGAUGAUGGCGUGGAGGUUUGAAGGCAUUCGGGCAGGCUAGUCUAGAGAGAAGAAGGACUAUGGGUGGCCUAAUAGCAGUAUUCCAGUAUUUGAGGGGCUACCACAAAGAAGGGGGGGGUCAAUUUAUUUUCCAAAGCACCUGAAGGAAAGACAAGAAGCA